CUUGAGGUCUUUUCUUCUUCCACCAUCCCCCCUUUGGUUUGGCUUCCUUGAUUUGGGUACCCAGGGGGUGUUGUGAGAGAAGGAUUCGGGUGUUGCAUGUGUUGGCUUUCGGAAGGUGCUGGUUCUUGGGUUUCUGGCGUCUUGAAUCUGCAUGGUUUUGGGGUUUGGGAGGUGGAUUUCAGGGUCAUAGGUGAUUUUACUGGGCAUUGUUUGGCUCCACAAGACUGAUUCUUUCCGGAAAAACCUCGUCUCGAUUACUUUGGUGAGUCAGUUCUACAACUCCAGAACUGAUACUGAUGUGGACUUGAAGCAUCUUUGCAACUGAAACAUGUCUCUGAUGAAAAGACUUCUAGAAACACAUUGGGAACAAAGGUUCAGGAUAUACUUUGAUUCAUUCGACAUCCAAUUGUGUAAAUGAAUCAUCCUUUUUGGUGGAAAUCAAGUAGCUCGACCAUUCCAAAUUCCUUAAACUCUGAUAACUUGAGUAUGCACAUGGACUUCUUGGCUCAACAUGGUAAUCAGAUGAAGCAUCUAGGCGAUCAAAUGCCUGACCAAAACUCUUCGUCAACUCAGUCAAGUGGUCAAGCCCAUCAAGAAGUAUCAGGAACAAGUGAAUGCAACAACCAUGAGCAGUAUAUUUCAGCACAUUCUGCCACUGAUAAUACACACGAAAAGCAAGUUGAGGGUCAUAUGAAGGCAGUUCUAACUCUAGGGACUCCAGAAGCGUCAAGUGCACCUCCAAGAUUUGAUUAUAACCAGCCUUUUGCUUGUAUAUCGUACCCCUAUGCUGAUGCAUACUACGGAGGAGUGCUCGCUACAUAUGGCCCACAUGCUAUAAUCCAACCCCAAAUGGCCGGAAUGGCAUCCUCUGCUCGAGUUCUGCUGCCUACUGAACCUGCUGCUGAAGAACCCGUUUAUGUGAAUCCAAAACAAUACAAUGCAAUCCUCAGAAGGAGACAGCUUCGUGCACGGUUGGAGGCUCAAAACAAAGUUAUCAAAACUCGAAAGCCAUACCUUCACGAGUCUCGACAUCUUCAUGCAAUGAAGAGAGUGAGGGGAUCAGGUGGCCGCUUUGUUAACACAAAGCAGCUCCAGCAGCAGAAUUCCCAGCCUUGCUCCUCCAAAGCGUGCCGGAAUGUCUCAUGUUCUGAGCCCUGCUCCUGCAGUGGUCUAAUUGGUUCGUCUGCCACAUCUACCAGCUCCGACAUGACGUCUCUUUCGACAAGCAGAAGAAUGUUAGUGCAGCAGGAUCAGUCGUGUUAUUCGCUGCCCGGUUUCCGCUCCAGUGCUGCAGCAACUAGUCAGGGCCGAGGCAGGAAAAUGGGAAACGGCUCCGAGCAACGGACACCAGCCGUGAGAUCCGAAACCAUGUCUGAAAGAUGAUGAAUAAUCAGCCACCAUAUCAGUUUGUUCUGGAUUUGUAUGGUUGAAGAAGCUGAGACUGCCUCCAGCUAAAACUCUUGGAUAUAUGUUCAAGCAAUAUGCAUGGAUUCUCUUCUCCUUAAAA
Molecule: messenger RNA, 1507 nt
Organism: Musa acuminata subsp. malaccensis (wild Malaysian banana)
Lineage: Eukaryota; Viridiplantae; Streptophyta; Magnoliopsida; Zingiberales; Musaceae
Source: RefSeq, a predicted model, not a curated record